Messenger RNA from Cynocephalus volans (Philippine flying lemur), 1731 nucleotides. RefSeq names its product aminoacyl tRNA synthetase complex interacting multifunctional protein 1 (gene AIMP1). Lineage: Eukaryota; Metazoa; Chordata; Mammalia; Dermoptera; Cynocephalidae. The record is from RefSeq and is a predicted model, not a curated record. The coding region runs from base 143 to 1105 and encodes 320 amino acids. Gene Ontology annotation, molecular function: tRNA binding. The transcript has 7 exons.
GACAAUGUGGGGUUGAAUCUAUGGAAUAUUCAGGCGUUUAUCAGAGACACCUUAUUGGGCCCUUUCUCAGUGCCAUCGGUACUGGAGACUGUCCCUGCCUGCUGCAGGCUGAGGCUUCCACUGAACCUCUGUCCACCGCUUCAUGAUUUUCUGCCGUUUCUUGGCAAAAAUGGCAACCAGUGAUGCUGUUCUAAAGAGACUGGAACAGAAGGGUGCAGAGGCGGAUCAAAUCAUUGAAUAUCUUAAGCAGCAAGUUGCUCUUCUUAAGGAGAAAGCAAUUUUGCAGGCAACUUUGAGAGAAGAGAAGAAACUUAGGGUUGAAAAUGCUAAACUGAAGAGAGAAAUUGAAGAACUGAAACAGGAGCUAAUUCAGGCAGAAGUUCAGAAUGGAGUGAAGCAAAUACCAUUCCCAUCUAGUACUCCAUUGCAAGUUAAUUCUGCGGUGUCUGAAAAUGUGAUACAAUCCACACCAAUAACAACCAUGUCUUCUGGUGUGAAAGAACAGAUAGAAGGAGGAGGAGAAGAAAAGAAGGUGAAAGAGAAAAUUGAAAAGAAAGGAGAGAAGAAGGAGAAAAAACAGCUAUCAGUAGCAGGAAGUGCCGACUCUAAGCCAAUAGAUGUUUCCCGUCUGGAUCUUCGAAUUGGUUGCAUCAUAACUGCCAAAAAACAUCCUGAUGCAGAUUCUUUGUAUGUGGAAGAAGUAGAUGUUGGAGAAAUGGCCCCAAGAACAGUUGUUAGUGGCCUGGUGAAUCAUGUUCCUCUUGAAGAGAUGCAGAAUCGGAUGGUGAUUUUACUUUGUAACCUGAAACCUGCAAAGAUGAGAGGAGUACUAUCUCAAGCGAUGGUGAUGUGUGCUAGCUCACCAGAGAAAGUUGAAAUCUUGGCUCCUCCUAGUGGGUCUGUUCCUGGAGACAGAAUUAUAUUUGAUGCUUUCCCAGGAGAGCCUGACAAGGAGCUGAAUCCUAAGAAGAAGAUUUGGGAGCAGAUCCAACCUGAUCUUUAUACUAAUGAUGAAUGUGUGGCUACAUAUAAAGGAGCUCCCUUUGAGGUGAAAGGGAAGGGAGUGUGUAGGGCUCAAACCAUGACCAACAGUGGAAUAAAAUAAAAUUCUCCCAUUAGUGAAAUACAUUGAGAAAACUUUAAUAAUAAUAAAAAGGAAUGUAUUUGUCACUUGUACCCAGAAUAUGACUGGCUCAUUUUUGUGUUAUUUCUUUUCUAGACUUGACUAAUCUUUUACCUUUUGUAUAUUGUUUUCAGUUGAUUGAGGAAACACUGCACUUUUACCUAUGAUUUUUCAUCAUUUAUAAUGGAAGGAAGAAGUAGCCUAUGUUUGUGAUAAUUUAUCUUUUAGUGGGAUAUUGGUUAGCAGGUUAUUUUUUCUUUAUACAUUUAGAUGCAUCUUGAACUAGAUUAAUAUUUAGUUUCAUUUUGGUGGGUACAUGAUGUGUGAAAUUUCAAGCCCUUGGAUUGUUAGUAUAUUGUGUUACCUGUAUUAUAAAUAUCCUAUCUUCUUUAAAAUGACAGGUUGGAAUUUUUGUCAGACUUAUUAACUAGUUAUAUUGUAAUAAUAUUAAAAAUGACAAACUGUUGAUUCUAAAAGCCAAACAUCAUAAAAGAUAGGAGAAAUGGCAUUUGAACAUUUUUGCUUUGCUGCCAAAGUAACCAUAACUUAUAAUAAUACUUAAAGUGACUUUUUAAAAAAUCUUAAAUUUCCAACUAUGUAUAUUGAAC